Zeugodacus cucurbitae (melon fly) is the source of this 1862-nucleotide messenger RNA. Its product is annotated as esterase-5B. The transcript is spliced from 3 exons. NCBI's taxonomy places the organism in Eukaryota, Metazoa, Arthropoda, Insecta, Diptera, Tephritidae. The coding region runs from base 176 to 1849 and encodes 557 amino acids. The record is from RefSeq and is a predicted model, not a curated record.
UGCUUGUCUUGAGAUGCAAGUAAUAUAUAAGCUUCGAAAUAAUAUUUACACAAAUACAUAUGUAUGCAAAUAUGUUCAAUAUAUAUUUACGAACUCACUACAUUUAUAUACUGAGUGAACUAAUUAAUUAACGAACUACAUAUUUUAGUCAGUCAUUAAUUGACAGCGCGUAAGGAUGCACAUUCAGAUUUUGCUUUUGUUUAUAACGGUUUUCUUAGCAGUUUUACCCCCACCAAACCGCGCCGUUGAUGUAAGUGCAUUUAACGAUGCUUUGAUUGUAAAUUUACCGAACGGUAGAAUACGCGGACGUGAUAAUGAAUACUUUUAUAGUUACGAAUCGAUUCCGUAUGCUGAGCCACCACUUGGUCCACUACGAUUUGAAUCACCGCGCCCAUACACUAGCAAUUGGACAGACACAUUUGAUGCUACCCGCGAACCAACCGAAUGCAUGCAAUGGGAUCAAUAUAAAGCUGGCGCCGAUAAGUUACACGGUGUCGAAGAUUGUCUCACGGUGAACAUCUAUAAACCAAAGCAGCCAGCCACUGCAGAUGUAGCAGAUGAUGGUUUGCCGGUGUUGGUGCUUAUACAUGGUGGCGCCUUUAUGUUCGGUUCAGUGCGUGGUAAUGGUCAUGAGAAUUUUAUGCGUAGCGGACGUGUGAUAGUUGUGAAAAUGGGUUAUCGCUUGGGUCCGUUGGGUUUUCUUAGUACCGAAGAUACGGUUAUAUCGGGUAAUUUCGGUAUGAAAGAUCAACGUUUGGCACUGCAGUGGAUCAAGGCGAAUAUCGCACGUUUUGGUGGUGAUCCUGAACGUAUUAUGGUAUUGGGUUUCUCCUCGGGCGGUGUUGCAGUGCAUCUGCAUAUUCUAGCACAACGCAAUUUUACAGAAUAUGCUAAGGUGGCCGCAUCCUUUAGUGGUGUUGCGUUUAAUCCUUGGGCAAUUACGCAUAAGACACGUGAGCGCGCAUUUGAAUUGGCGAAAAACCUGAACUGUCCAGAUGUGAGCACUUCAAAAUUGAUUAAAGAAUGCCUGCAGCGUAAACCGGCUGCUGCAAUUGUUCGUGGUGUACGAAAUUUCCUCGUCUUCGGUUAUAAUCCAUUCACCACUUUUGGACCUAGCAUAGAAGACGCCGCUGUUGAAGAUGCUUUUCUGACGCGUGCACCUAAGCAGAUUGUGGAGUCUGGUGAUUUCGCCCAGUUACCUUGGUUAGUUUCAUAUUCAGCGCAAGAUGGCGGUUACAAUGCUGCGGAGUUGCUACAACGUAUGCCGCGUAGGGAGGAGUUGAUUGAAGUAUUUAAUGAUCGCUGGUAUGAUUUGGCACCAUAUAAUUUGUUCUAUAAAGACACCAUGCGUACGGUAGAACAGAUGGAUGACUACUCGGUAGCAUUGAAACGUCGCUACCUCGGGGAAAAGGAAUUCUCUAUCGACACCUAUUCGAAUGUGCUACGCAUGUAUACGGAUGUACUGUUCCGAAAUGGUGUGGAACAAGCGAUUCGUUUGCAGCGACAAUAUGCAAAUAGUCCAAUUUAUGCGUAUGUUUAUGAUAAUCCAGCAGAGGAGGGUAUAGGUGAAGCGUUAGCACAUCGUAAGGACGUGAAAAUGGGUACUGUACAUGGAGACGAUUUCUUUUUGAUUUUCAAUAGAGCUGGGAGAACCAAAAUACGCGCCGAUGAACAAAUAAUAUCUCAAAAAUUUAUUAGAAUGUUGGAAAACUUCGUAGCAAAGAGUGACGAAUUAACUUUCGGUGAUUGCAAAUUUGUCAACAAUGUUGGAAAAGAGGAGUAUCAGUUAAUGUUUAUAACAAAAGAUAAUUGUAUUAAUAGGUCUAUCGUAAACUUGCCAUCGUUUUAAAAAAAUAAACAUU